UCUCCUCCUUUCAUAUUCUUGUUCCUCCAAGUCGGGUUUCCUUUUGGUUGGUCUUACUUUGGCCUACAUAAAUCUGAAUUUCUAAAUUAAUUUCUAAUAGGUUCAAAUCAAAUGUUGUUAAGAAACUUUCUAGUUCCUGUGUAGAAUAUUUUAAUGACGAUAACCUAGUGACAAUGCCAAUCAGGAAAUAUCGACGGGAUACCAGUGAAGUCAGCUGUUGUUUAAAAUAUGUAAUUUUUGGUGUAAAUGUUUUAUUUUGGUUCAUUGGACUGGUAGUCCUGGCUGUAGGAGUGUGGGCUUGGACAGAAAAGGACACAUUCAACAAUUUAUCAAGACUGACUAAUAUUGCUUUAGAUCCAGCCUUCGUUCUUAUAUGUGCUGGGGCAAUAACAUUUGUGAUCGGGUUCACUGGGUGCGUGGGGGCCCUGCGUGAGAACACCUGUCUGCUGGCUUGUUAUGCAGUUUUCUUGGCGUUACUUUUGCUGGCGGAAAUGACAGUUGGAAUUCUGGGCUUCGUGUUCAAAGAUUGGAUAAAGACGCAAGCUACAACAGGAUUCCAAGGUUUUAUAACCCACUACAGAGAAGACCCCGAUCAGCAAAAUUUAAUCGACUGGAUUCAGGAAGAUUGGUUGCAAUGCUGCGGGGUCGAAGGCCCGCGCGACUGGGACCGCAACGCCUACUUCAACUGCUCGAGCGGCGCGGUUGGGUCUCGCGAGGCGUGCGGGGUGCCGUUCAGCUGCUGCCGGAAUAAACCCCAGGAUAUUAUUAGGAAUAAACAGUGCGGGUACGACGUGCGGAAGAGCUCUUAUAAUCCGAACGAGAGCGUGAUCUUCGAGCGCGGCUGCCUGCGCGCCGGCGAGGAGUGGGUGGAGAGCCACCUGGUGCCGGUGGCGGGCGCCGCCGUCGCCGCCAUGCUGCUCAAGAAAUAUGACAUUGCUAAGAUAAUUUACGACAAAGGCUGCUUAGAAGCUGCCGAGGAAUGGUUUGACCACAACUUGUUGAUAGUAGCCACGGCCGCAGUUUGUACCGCUUUCGCACACAUCCUCGGCAUCUGCUUCGCGCAGAACUUGCGCGCCGACAUCUUCGCCCAGAAAGCGAAGUGGCACUGACAAUCAGCCUCUCCUGCCGCCGUGUGACGUCAUCGUCGCCACGCCGCCCGCGACCCCUACAGCGCCCUCUACUCGCUCACGUGACCGACGCAAACCGCUCCAGAGAUGGCGCCACAGAGCGUCUCAACUAUCUGCGAGCAACGCCAUCUGUUGACUGAAAUGUAGAAAUUAUAUGCAUGAUGACUACACUUACACUAGUGGCCAGUAGUGUGUGAAUGUGCAAAAGAUGGCGCUGCUUUAAAUUUUUUGCCCGCGUUUGUGAUUUUCUCGAAAUAUUUUUGUUGUUGCACUCUUUCACCUUUUCCUUGAAAACUGCUUCAUUUUACUUUACAAGUCCCACUUUGAACUAUUUGCACUUCUUCAAGUAUCAUCCUUCUAUGCCAAAUUGAAUGCCAAUGUUCUUAUUAUGUGCUCUAAUAGAUGUGUUCAAUUAAUUGGCAUUUAAUAGCCUUAACUUGAGCUGUGAAGAUGAUAAAAGUUAUUGUUGUAAUAUGUAUACAAUGUAUAUGUGUAUGCUAAAUAUGUUCAAGUUUCAAAUAUACGGAACAUUUUAUGAAUGACUGCAGUUCCUCCAAAUAACCUAUUUAUAUAUUAACGUUAUACCUAACCGGUACUGUACGUAAAGUUUUAAAACAAUCGACUGAUCAACUCGAGUCACAUAAAAUAUUCCUUGUUUUAUUUAAAGCUGAUGAUUACAAUAAUGCUCCUAGAAUAUUUAGCAUACCAUCAAGUACAACUAAAAUAUGAAGUGCUUUAUAGUGGAAAUGACUUAUUAAGAAUUAUGAAAAAAAUAUUUGCAAAAUAUAUUUUAAAAUAGAAAUAAUAAUAAUAACUGAAUUGGGUCGCGAGCGCACGCGCAGGAGAAUAAUGGCUGACAAUAUCCGUUAAGUUUAAAUGUAAUUUACGUAUAUAUUUGGAAUACUUUAUUUAUAGAAACAUAGCUAAAUAAGUACAUUUAUAGGAAAUACUCAUUUAGAUAUAGUCAAAAUGUUGGUUAGUGCUUUAAGCGAAGCAGCUUUGAAAUUAUAUAAUUUUUCAUUUGGGUUUAAUAUUUUUUUCCUAAAAAUAUUAAGUAUAAUUUCGAAUCUGCUUCCUAAAAUAAAUGCUUUACCUAUUCUAUGUACACACUAACAUUUCGUUAGAAACCUAGA
This is a messenger RNA of Plutella xylostella (diamondback moth), 2260 nucleotides long. It is a transcript of the gene Tsp26A, whose product is annotated as Tetraspanin 26A. Lineage: Eukaryota; Metazoa; Arthropoda; Insecta; Lepidoptera; Plutellidae. Gene Ontology annotation, cellular component: plasma membrane. The record is from RefSeq and is a predicted model, not a curated record.